AAAAUGACUAGCGUUAAAGUAGCUGUACGUGUUAGACCUUUUAAUCAAAGAGAGAUUGAUAAGGCCUCAGACUGAUGCAUUCAAAUGGAUGGAGAUACGACAUCCAUCACGGAUCCCAAUACUGGAGUCAAGAAGAAGUUCACCUUCGAUUAUAGUUACUGGAGUCAUGAUGGGUUUGUGACUGAUCCUGAGACGAAAAUGUUUGUGAAAGACCAACCUAAUUCGAAAUAUGCUUCUCAAGUCUUGGUCUUUAAUGAUCUUGGAAUUGAGGUCCUUGACAAUGCCUUCGAUGGAUUCCAUACAUGUCUCUUCGCUUAUGGACAGACAGGUAGUGGAAAGAGCUACUCAAUCUUUGGUUAUGAUGCCAAUAUUGGAAUAAUUCCAAUGAGUUGUAUCGAAAUUUUCAAAAGAAUCGAAGCCAAAGAAGCGAAAGCAAGAGAGGAUGGAAUAGAAGAAUCACCUCCAUCAGCUAAUGGGAAGCCUAAGCAUAGCUUCUUUGCUAACAGUGUUGGAUACGACAUUACAGUUUCAAUGCUUGAAAUUUAUAACGAAUCAGUUCAAGACUUGUUUGUGAAACCUAACAAAAGACCGAAAGGAGGUCUACAAAUCAGAGAAUCUAAAAAGGAUGGAGUUUAUGUUGAACAACUAACUACUAUUCCUGUAUUUUCUUAUCAAGAAAUUGCAGAUCAGAUCGAACGAGGGACUUCAUUGAGAACUAUUGGAGCAACCAACAUGAACAACACCUCGUCUAGAGCUCAUACGGUGACGACAAUCUCAUUUAAACAAACAUUUUAUACUGGAGAUAAACCAACAAAUCAGAAAAAUUCGAAUAUUAACUUGGUCGAUCUCGCAGGUAGUGAAAGAGCAAGGACUACAGGAGCUAGUGCUGAACGCCUAAAGGAGGGAUCCAAUAUCAACAAAUCCCUAUCUUUCCUGGGUAAGGUUAUCAGUAUUCUUGCAGCAAAGGCACAAGGGAAGAAGGAGGCUAAGAAGUUGGUUGUCCCUUACAGAGAAUCUAAGUUGACAAGAAUACUUCAGAAUGCUUUGGGAGGUAACUCUAAAACAUCAAUGAUUGCUGCUCUAUCUCCAGCUGCUAUCAACUAUGAGGAAACUCUGAGUACCUUGGUUUAUUCAAACCAAGUAAAGAGUAUCAAGAACAAGGCUAAAAUUAAUGAAAAUCCUCAAGAUAAACUGAUCAGAGAAUUGAAAGAAGAAAACGAACGAUUGAAGAAAAUGUACGAAAAUCGUGAUGCCAUUAAUGAAGAAAUUGAGGAAGAUAGGAAGCAAGAAGAUGAAGACAAAGGCAAGGUCCACCUCAUGAACAUUAAUGAAGAUCCCUUCCUUACUGGACAAAUCAAGCAUCCAAUCAAGAACGGAGAUAACCUCAUUGGAAAGCCUGGAAAAAUUCCUCCUCCUGAUAUCCCAAUCAGUGGUAUUGGAAUCGUUCCUGAGCACAGUCAGAUGAAAUUCGACGAGGAGAACCAAGUCUUGAUGCUUCACCCUAACCCUAAAGAUCCUGCGAAGAACAAGACAUAUCUGAACGGUAGCUUAGUCUCUGGUCCUCUUGAAUUAGCUCACGGCGACCGUAUCCUGUUCGGAAACAACAACUUGUACAUAGUAAUUUUUCCUGGGCAAGAAAUUGAUGAAUCCCUUCUUGAUUAUGAAGAGUCCAUGAAGGAAAUCCUCCAAGACCAGCUCGCUCAGUACAAAGAUGAGAAGUACCAAAAAGAAAUGGAAGAGAAACUAAAGAGACUAAAAGAAGAAAUGGAUAAGGAAAAGAGUGACCUUGAAGGCAAAUUUAAGGACGAACAAGACAAGAUUGAACAAGACAGACUCAAGCUUGAAGAAGAAAUGAAACAAGAAGAUUAUGGGAAUGAUGAAAAGAGAGAGAAAGAACUCCAAGAGAGACUCAAACAACAGAAUGAAGAGAACAUGAAAAAUAAGUUCAUGGAAGAUAAAGCUAAAGCCCUCAGAGACCUCGAGCAAGCCAAUCUCAAAAGAGAGCAAGAAAAACUUCAUCUCCUGACUCUGGAAGGGCUCCAAGACCAGCUAGCUAAAAUGAUUAUUAUGUGUAACGAAGCAAAUGAAGUAGCAGCUAGCCUUGGAAGAGAAAAAUAUCAUUAUGAGCCAUUUAUUGACACAGUCGUCUUACCUGAUGGAAGUACAAAGCCAAGAGUGUUCUGUAAAGCCUUCCCAGAUAAAGACAAAGACUUCCACAACAUCCUCUCGUUUGAUGAAAUGGAAGAUAAAAUGUAUAGAAUCAGAGAUAAAUGGGAAGAAUAUCAAUACGAUAUCGAUCAUGAUGGCCCUAACUCAAAAGCACUCGAAAUCGAUGAAUAUGAAGGGGAGAUUUGGGGCCUCCUUAUCACAGACGACUGGCAUCUGAUCGGGAAUGUAUUCAUAUACAUGGACUCUCUUGCUCUAUUCAUGGGCACGCCCUCUGAUGAAUCACCAAUCUUUGACACUAAAUCUCAGGAGCAAGGAAAAUUAGCAUAUUCCAUAGACCUAAAAGUCUAUGAUAGCAAAACUGGUAAAGAAAAAGAUACUUUUUUGCUAGAUUCUUUGAAAGAAAACUUUGGUGACGAUAUGGAAGUUGGACUAAGUAUUCACCAAGCCAAGAACCUCCCUGAGAAAUACUGUAACCAAGUAUUUGCUGAGUACCAGUGGAUAGAUGAUAGUGCUAACACAUUCUCCACUGAAAAAGUGAGACCUAAGAACAAAGAUACGAAUCCAACCUUCAACUACAAGCACAUUCAUAAUCUGAAGAUUGAUAAUUACAUUGUUGAAAAUUUGGCAGACCUGAAAUGCAUAAUUUAUGUAUAUGGAAAGCUGACCGAUGCCAAUAUGGAGGGACUUUAUAAAGACUUCUCAAUGAGACCUGAAACAGCCACCCUACUUCCCAACACUGGCUUUAAGAGCGACUCCUUCUACGAUGCAGUCUUGAAUAGAGAUAAAUAAACAAGACUAUCUCAAUAUAGAGGAUGAAGACGAAAAGAUCAUGGAAGAGGAAGAAGAAAGAGCCAAGAAAGAAGAAGAGGAUAGAAUAAAGGCUGAGAUCCAGAGAGAGCUUGAAAUGUACCAAGAAAAGAAUAAAAAGCUCAAAGAUGAGAUCAAACUUAUAGGGAAGGACAAAGGUAAAUCUGGAUGAUGCACUAUUUUCUAA
Molecule: messenger RNA, 3163 nt
Organism: Moneuplotes crassus
Lineage: Eukaryota; Ciliophora; Spirotrichea; Euplotida; Euplotidae
Source: the annotation of a GenBank genome assembly